Molecule: messenger RNA, 3941 nt
Organism: Gasterosteus aculeatus aculeatus (three-spined stickleback)
Lineage: Eukaryota; Metazoa; Chordata; Actinopteri; Perciformes; Gasterosteidae
Source: RefSeq, a predicted model, not a curated record
CGCAAAUAAAAGUGUUUUCAUUUGUACUUGAUGCAGGUGUUGAACUGAACCUUCAGUUAAUAACUAAUAAAAUGUGUUUCCUCCUACAGAGAAAAGAGCAGACGGAGGCGGCGCCCCCUGCUGGUCGCCCGGCCGCCCUGCAGGUGUGGGAUGAGCUGCAGCCUCCAGGUGUUUUCACUCUGAACAUCUGUCGACCCGCCACCAAAGACUUUGGUUUCGCUGUGACGGGACACGUGGACGGAGAUGGGAAAAGUCUUGUCUACGUCAGCGAGGUCGACCCGCUGGGACAGUCGGCCCAAGAGGGCCUCAGGGCAGGAGACCAGGUCCUGGCGGUGAACGGUGCCGGUGUGUCCGGGCUGGACCUGGACCUCAUGCAGAGUAUCUUCAGCCACCAGAAGCUCCAGCUGCUCCUCCAGAGGGACCAGGAGCCCGCUGACCUUUCCUGGAGCCCGUCCCCCCCGCUCCCUCCGCCCCCCCCAGACCUCCAGAACUGGACCAGCACCGAUACGACAGCCACAGAUCCAGACGGCUUCCCGCUUCCUGUUUGUGAUGGCAAGCUGCAAAGACAGACCGUAGAGCGGGAUCACGACCUCUACCAAACUUCCCCAGAAGGUCGAUCUGCGGAGGCCGACCUUCCCAGGAACCCGUACGGCCGAGACGCCGUCUUGAAGCCUCCAAGCCCCGCCCACCUGAGCGUGUGUCAGCGUCUGCGUAAAGUCAUCCAGGAACUGGUCGACACGGAGAAGUCCUACGUCAAGGAUCUGGUCCGUCUCUUUGAGGUCUACCUGAGUCCGCUGCAGAAGGAGAACUUCCUCAGUAAAGCAGAGAUGGAGGCAUUGUUUGGAAGCCUGCCAGAGAUGUUGGACUUCCAGAGAGUUUUCCUUCAGACGCUGGAGGAGAGGAUCGACUCCUGCCCCGACUUUGGCCACCUGGAAACACCUGGAGAGUUCAAGCAUCUCCUCUUCUCUUUGGGAGGAUCGUUCCUCUACUACGCCGACCACUUCAAGCACUACAGCGGCUUCUGUGCCAACCACCUGAAGGUGCAGAAGGUCCUGGAGAGAGCCAAGACAGACGGAGCCUUCAAGUUCUUCUUGGAGACCAGGAACCCAACCAAUCAGCACUCGUCCUCUCUGGAGUCGUACCUGAUCAAACCGGUCCAGAGGGUCCUGAAGUAUCCGCUGCUGCUGAGAGAGCUGGUGUCUCUGACGGAGCCCGAGAGCCCCGAGCACACUCACCUGACAGAGGCGCUGAGAGCGAUGGAGAAGGUGGCGACUCACAUCAACGAGAUGCAGAAGAUCUACGAGGACUUUGGCUGCGUGUUCGACCAGCUGUCUGCAGAGCACAGCUCACCUGACAGACAGGUGACGGAGAUCUCCAUGGCAGAGUUCCUGGUCCACUCGUCGGUGGUGUGGCUGAACCCACUGCCCGGUCUCCGUCGGUUGAGGAAGGAGCCAGAGCUCACUCUGUUUGUGUUCAGACGGGCCGUCGUCCUGGUUUACCGAGAGAGCGGCAAGCUGAAGAAGAGGAUGACCGCCGCCCGCCCAGCCGACCUGGACCCCUUCAGGUUCCGCUGGUUGAUCCCCGUGUCAGCGGUUCAGGUCAGACCAGCGGGCAUCACAGGCUCGGAGGAUCAGUGCGUGUGGGAGCUGGUCCACAGCCGCUCGGAGGUGGAAGGACGACCGGAGACAGUGUUCCAACUCUGCAGCAGCGGUUUGGAGACGAAGGCCAGCGUUCUUCAAGCUCUGCGCUCGCUCCUCAGAGACCGAGCGCCGGCCGGCUCCGUGAGGAGGACCAGGCCGCCGCCGGCCGAGAGGAGCAGCUCAUGGAGGAGGCGGCAGCAGAGGAGGACGCCUCCUCGUCGGGCGGAGGAGACCUGCUCGGAGCCUCUGCUGCCCAGCCGAGCCGCCGCCGACCUGGCGGGGAAGAGGACCAGACUCCGAUCCCUCACCGGCGAGCUGGAGGCCCAGCUGCAGAGGCUGAACUUCACCGAGCAGGAGGCGGAGCACCGGAGGAGCCAGGAGCAGAGGGGGAGCUCCAGUCUGAGACGGUGUCCAGGAGGAGAGGUCCUGGACCUUGGUGGCUUCAUGGAGAGAGACUUCAGCGUUCAGAGCAUGACCUCCAUGAUCAACGAGGACUGCUUCUACGACCCCACUCUGGGAAGACAGACAUGCUAACGUGCUAACGUGGAGAGACUGAAGCUUCAAGGCUUCUGGAGCUAAACUCCAGAUGCCGGAGGCCAUUCACCAGACUCAAUGGUGUUUUCUGACCUUGAUCACUGGGAAGUUCUAGUUUUCUAAAACACUGCUGACUGACGAACAAGCUCCCGUCUCUCAAGAUGAUCACAGUCGACGGGAAGAAAUUAAAUUAAAUUACAACAGGCUAAACUAAACAAAACCAUGUUGUGUUUUCUUUAAUCGGCCUCUUUAGAAACACCUGAAAUUAACAUUAUUAGAGCCACUGUCACAGGCAAUACACAGAUUCUGAGAAUAACGUCAAAAUAUAAGUCUUGUUGAACACAAAGUGUUUUGAAAAGAACAUUAUUUUAUUAAAGGAAUUCAUUAAAGGUAUUUUUUCUAAUAAGAGAUCAUAAAUAUCACAACUUCUUCUCCUACUCCUAUUUAAAAAUGUGACCUCAUUCUAGAUAUAAAAAAUAAGCCCUUUCUCUUCAAAUUGCUACGGAAUUCUUUUAAAUUAGCAUGUUAAAUAUGAUUAAAAUACAACUUUAUUCCUGUAACAUUUAUAUUUUUUUUUAAAUAAAUGCUUUUGUCCCUUAAAAGUGCUGCAAAUUAAACUCUUCAAAAACACUUAUGUCCUUUAAAUCCUCACAGUGGCUUUAAUAAUAAUAACAAUAAACACAACCAUAUAAAAUCCAGAAACUCCUUUUCUCCACCGUGUUACAGUGGGGAAGCUUUGUGGUUUUGGAACAAACUGGACAAACAAACCAUGAACCUCCAAAAUCCAAGAAAUAUGGAACCAUUUUCAGGAAUACCAAAUAGGAUUUACGAAGGAAUGUAUUGAUUCUAUCUUUUGAGGCUUCUUUGUAUUUUUUACAUCAAACAGUGGAUUUUAAAAAUGAGCGUUUCCACACUGACUUGAAGCAGCAUUUCCUGCAGUUUGGAUAUUUUAUGAAGCUCUUUUUCCAAUGGAUAAUUUAAGAGUUGAAUGUGAUUAGUCUCCUUCAUGUUCUUCUGGAGAUCUCAGUGAGAAGAAGACUCUUGUUAGUAUUUUGUUGCACUCAGCUGCCUAAACCCGUCUUUACUUUUUCAUUGUAAUGUUUUUUUUCUGUUUAACAGAUUUUUUCUUGACAAAAGCAGUUUGGAGAUAAAUGUGUGGAGCUGCUGGAUCACAGCCUUAUUAUUUAUAUGUUUAGUUUUGAGGCUGAAACAGGACAAGUUAUUUUUAUUAACUGUUAAAGUAUUUGGUAAUAUAUUUUCUUAAACAUUUGUGUACAUCUUUUUAAUGACUUCUUGCUGUUAAAGUCCAAUAAAUCAGAAUUCAAUCAAUCAGAGUAUUUGAUUUUAAAUGAUUAUUUGUGAAACUCAAGCAGGUUUAAUGUUUAAAAACAUCAAAUUGUAAUAUUCUGUGCGUUUCCCUGGCAACAACCAUGUUACAAGCUAACGUGUUGUGUUGGAUAUUCAGUGAAUGGACAUAUUGAGAGAAACUUGUAUUCUCUCAUUAUUAAGCCUCUCCCACAUACAUAAAUCAUCACAUGUACUAACAGGGUUCUACACACUGUGUGUGUCUGUGUGUGUGUGUGAAGAGGUUUGUUUCUUUUCUCCCAAAGAGUCGAAUUGAUAAAUGUAUGAGUGUGUUUUUCCUUAAUCCUCUUUAAUGUGGCUUCACUUCAGCGUUACUAGAUGCUCCCAAUGUGCAGAGACGACAUUGUACGCGGUAAAGUGUGACCUUGUUGCUACAGUAAGCGAAAUAAAUUAAAAACCUUU